Molecule: messenger RNA, 5197 nt
Organism: Spodoptera litura
Lineage: Eukaryota; Metazoa; Arthropoda; Insecta; Lepidoptera; Noctuidae
Product: SPRY domain-containing protein 7
Molecular function (GO): protein binding
Source: RefSeq, a predicted model, not a curated record
UACGUCAAGGUGUCAAAAGAAAAUGACGUGAAUUGUAGUACAACAAAAACUAAUUUUAAUCUAAUAAAAUCGUGUAUUGAUUAUUGAAAAAGGUUUUUAGUGAAUAAGUUCAACAUGUUUUGUUGUCUGAAAAGUUGUAUGAAUGGCUUUACGCUAACACCUAGUGUACCUAUUCGGAUAAAGGAAAAUCCUGUACAGUUGGAUACGUUACACAUGGGCCAUGAGAUGGUGAUAAUAAAAGGUGGGCAGAGAGUGUGUGGUUCUGGCUGUGCGCUUGGGAAUGCACCACUGGUGCAGAACAAGUCUUAUUUUGAGGUGAAGCUGCAGCAGGGCGGAGUGUGGGCUGUCGGAGUAGCUACCAGGGAAACAGAUCUCAAUAGAGUACAUGGUGGUAUGGACAAAGAAUCAUGGUGUCUCAACAGCGACGGAACGGUGCGUCACUCGAAUAUCGAACUCUACCACCUUGCGCAGGCGCCGAGAGAGUCGCCCACAGCCGACUUACUUGUGUCAACGGAAUCACCGACCCAUGAAAAUGAUAAACCAGAGAGCGAGAAAGGGACAAGCACUGCGGCGGUUAUGCCAGUAGAGGGCGACACUAUCGGUGUGGCCUAUGACCAUGUAGACCUGAAUUUCUUCCUGAAUGGAAAGAAUAUGGAGAUUCCCGUCAGUAAUAUUAGAGGAACAGUAUAUCCUGCGCUCUAUGUGGACGACGGCGCAAUUUUGGACGUGAUUUUCGAAAACUUCCUCUACCCACCGCCGACAGGAUUCGAAAAGAUAAUGGUGGAACAAUCCCUACUCUAACAGAUGACGAUCGACCGGCAGUGUAUACGGACCUUGAUGUUUGGGCAGAGUGCUAUGUGAAUACUGCUUAAGACUUAUACCUGAGACUGUCUAGUGUGGAUGAACUAUAUUUUUAAAUACUGAACCUUUAUCUAUGAUGUCUUGGUGAGAUUCACAUACUAUUUUUAAUAAAAGACUAAAUAUAGUCUUACUAAAUUAAUCGGAUCUCUUUGUUACAUCAUUGUUUCAUGUUUUGGAAUGGGCCUACCGUAUUUUUUCUCACUAGAUGUCGUCACGUGAUAGUGUCACACCAUUUGACAGCUGCUGGACAAAAUCCUCUCUCUACAUUUGCGCUUUCUGGUAUAAGCAGAAAAAUGGCAGCCCCCAUCGUGAAUGUAACAAUAUGAAGCUUAACUCUUGGGCACAAAUAUCUUUAUCAAAUAGGAAUUUAAUUAAUUUAAAUUUUAUAACUAAUUUACAUGACUUAUAAUUGUUUGAUGAUAUGAAAUUUUAUUUAAAGAAAAUAGAAAGGACUUUUCAAAUUUAAUUAUAUUUUCAGUAUGUGAGUCUAAACAGGGCAUUUAUGAAUAUUUAUGAAUAUCAUGACUCUCUUGUCACUGUAUAGUAUUAAAUUGUGAUCGAAGGAAACUCCAUAUGUAUUGACGUAACCAUAGGGCUGAGGCAACUGGCAUGUUCAAUGAACAUAGAAUGACAAUUUUAAAUACUUGCCAACAUUAAAAAUAAAUUGAUAUAUACCUUACCUAUAAAGAUUUAAUUCCAGAGUAGGGAUUUAUGUGUUACCAGUUCAAAAAUUAGUCUUAAUUAUUUUAUUCACAUAAAGUCAAGCUACUCUAAUCUGUCUUUUGUUUUCAUUGGAUUUUCGGCUAUAUCGUCAAAAUGGUAAAGCUUAAAAUCGAAUAAACAAACAGUGACAGAGUAUUUUUAUAAUUACUAUCGUGAGACAUACUAAAUUAACUAAAAUCGCGGGUUACUCACGUGAAUAUUCUGAGUAAAGCUCUACUAGUUUCGAACCGUGAGCUGUGCAUUCAGUGAGCUAUGCAUUCAGUGAGCUACGCGACGUCGCCGCGACCGCGCACGCUGCUCAUGAGGAAGAACCCCUCUGUGGUUCGAAAUUAGUAGAGCUUUUCUCAGUAUAUUCACGUGAGUAACCCGCGAUUUUAGUUAAUUUAGCGACAGAGUAGGUUGGCUUCUGUGCCUUCUGUACUUCCAGUUCAAAAAUGUAUCUUAUUGUGUUAGUACUUAAAGGUGGUUUCUUCUCGUUUUUUAUUUCUUCUAUGUAGAUUGCCACUUGUCUCUGCCCAAGUAGAUUCGCUUUGGUGGUCGAUGUGAGUCGCAUCAAUGUAUAGUAAGUUUACUGUUCAUCUAUUUCAUAUUUUAAUGUCAUCAGCGAAACUGAAUGUAUCAUGCACAAUGUCACAAAAUACAUAUUAAUUUCAAAAUAUCAAUCGAAUAUUAAUUUAGUACAUUUAGGUUCAUAGCAGUACAAAAUUCUUGACGUUAAUAAAACUAUAUUGCCUAUCAAAAUGAAUACGAUAAACAAUAAAAUAAAUAAUUUAUCAGUCACUUAGAUAUUUUAUAGUGGAAGCAUCAUUAAUUAUUUUUUUGAUAGCAACAUUGGUAUAGGUGUUGCCAUACGUAAUAAAAUAACACAUUCCAAAUUCAAAUAAACGGUUUAUCUGAGAUGAAAUUGUGAAUUGAUCUCUGUAUGUGUUAAUUAUGAAGGUACUAAUAUUUUUAGCUAGGAAUUUAAUACUAGACGCUUGAAAUUAUAAUUUAUUGUAAUAGCCACCUAAUUGUCUAUAAUUUCAUCGCAAUUCUAGCAGCGUUGACAGUGGUAUCUAUUUGCUAACAUAAUUUAUAACCAAAUAAUAAAGUUGAAAAUCAAAAACUACUUAACGACUGAUUUUUGCCGUUAUUCCUGUCGGGACUCCAGCAAGUUUAUUUUCAAUUCAGUGUAGGCGAAUCAUAAUAUAUCUUCUCUAAAUAGUAUUCAUUUUUUCUAUAUUUGAAAGCACUUUUAAUCUAUUCGGGACAAUAAUACUGCCGUCCAGUAUACAGGCAGUCCUAUGACUAGAGCUUGCUCAAUAGGGAUUUGGAAAACAAAACAGUAUACGCGAUAUUGAACUUUAUGUUGAUAAGUUACGAUACAAACUCCAUUGUCCAAUAAUACGGGUAAACGUAUUGCAAGAACAAUCUGUCCUUUGGUUUUUAAUACAUUUUCAAACUAAUUGUAACAAAAUUAAGCCUUUAACUGCCGACAGAAAACUGUUGAGGGCAAAUCCUCCGCUAACUUAGGUCACCGGUGACCUACGUGGCGGUUAACGUGUUAAGUCGAAAAUUGAUUGAAAGAUUUUUCACUUUGGGGUCUACUUUCCAGAUUCAGAGCCCUGUUUAAUUUUGACAACAUGGUGGUACGACCAGUUGCCCAACCGUUGGCGACGUCUUACAACUUAAGCCAAGGAUACACUACGGGACAAUGUCCCAAGACAUGUAUCGGUGACAUGUCAAACGAAGCCGGCAACGUCGCGCUACUUCACCCGACGUCGCGCUACUUCACCCGACGUCGCUGGCGACAAGUGUCGCGGGAUAUUUGUCCCCCUAAUACCUGUCCUUGGCUUUAUGUUCAUUUAGUCGCCAACGACUUUUUGGUUGCACUACAUAUCCUAUAUAGGUACAACUAUAUUUAUAAUUUUUUUUGGUUAUGCAACCAAGUUGACACCAGUCAUAAUUAUAUCCACAAUAAAACUGUAAUUUACUGUUACUGUAAUUUAGAUUGCAAUGACUAAUGAAUUAGGGUUCAAAUUCUCAAUCACAACAGUUUUUGUUUGCAAUCUGUGUCUUCCUGUCUAAGGAAUAAAAACUAUUUUAUUAGUCUGAAAACAUGAAUGGGCUUUUGACGAAUUGACCUGUUGGUGUGCAGGUUUACCAAUAAUUAAGUAAAUGUCCAUUGUUAUAUGAUUGAAGAAUGAUUGCAUGUACUAUGAACUGUUAGUCAUAUCAUAUAUAUUAAUGAUACAUGAUGAACUAGGACAUCUGUGAUUGUGUUUUCUUUUUUUGUUGUUCUUUUUUCAAAUUUGUUUGUGUUGUUUUGUUUAUGUAUUCGAUAAUGGAAAAAUUGAUUAACGCCCGCAUUCUGAACCAAUACUCCAUUUUAAGUCGUGUAUAAGUCUAUUUCUGUCACUACAAAUUCUUUGGAGAAUGAUAGAGAUGACACUAUAUUGUACAACUUAAAACUGAGUAACCCUUCAGUAUUCGAGCGUUUGACAUUACAUUCAAUAAAACACUUAUUAAAUUCAGCCAAAAUACGAAGAGGAAUUUAAUAAUCAAUAUUAGGAUUGGCAGUAAGUCAAACGUUUAUGUCCAAAGAUUUAGUAAUGUUUUUCUUUAAAAAAAAAAACUCCAUAUUAAUCAAAUUGUUACUCUUUAAAAAAGGAUAGUUAGGAUAGUUGACGAGAGAGUUACAGAGCUCUAUGACCAAAAUACAGGUUACGAUUUCAGAUAUAAGUGUAUCUAGUUCAAUGAAAUAUUAUAUGGAGUCAAUCAAUAGGCUGGACCUAUUAACUAAAAAGCUUCAUUAGAAAUAAUGAAAUGAAUAAAAUAUAAAGUUUUAGUUUCAUUUGCUACACUUUUGACUGGUUUAUCUAAAACUUUAGUAAAACAGUUAAUUGCGAUAUGUAGUUAAUUUUGGUAUAUCUUCCGUGUUUUAUUCUUAAUUUUGAAAUUAUUAACGCCCUAACGUGGGCUGUCAAAUGCGCUUGAUUUCAUUGCGGAUUUUAAAAUCUUAUUUAAAAAACUAACAAGUGACGUCAAUAGAAAUAAUUGAGUUGAUAUUAUACACCUUAUUCCAUAGUGGUACAGUUGAUGUUUGCAUAUUUAAUAACAACUAAGUUGAUUCAAUGACGCAAUAUGAAAUCAUGUCCCAUUACAUACUUAUACGGACCCAAUUGCCGGUUUUAAUGUUAAUGAUCCAUGAAAUGAAUGAAUAUCAAUGUAAAGAUGUAUAUCUUAAUGGUACAUAUUUAUUGUGAAAUUGGAGAGAUUUUAAGGAUCCUAUUUGAUUAGGAUAGCGCAUGGUCGAAUAACCUGGUGCACCUAGGUUGAUUAACCCGCCGGCAACAGUUGCGCAACUAAGUUGCCACCCGGUUUUAAAGACCCUGCAUAAAACUGUACAUUAAGUUGGUCGUGCAACCUGGUUUCACGACUAUGGUUGUCUUAAUGAAAUAGGUUUUUAUGAAGAGAAUGUUUCAUCAAAGAUACUGAAUGCGGCUUUCUAAUGUCUAAUGAUAAUAAUUGCAUUGUAAUGUAUGUAUAAUAUACAAAUUAUAAGAACAAGUGUGUAUGUCUAUUUAUUAUAAUAUUGUGAUAAGAAAGCAAGAAUAAAAUGAAUGCCAAUGUA